This is a messenger RNA of Schistocerca gregaria, 969 nucleotides long. RefSeq lists its product as uncharacterized. NCBI's taxonomy places the organism in Eukaryota, Metazoa, Arthropoda, Insecta, Orthoptera, Acrididae. Bases 52 to 948 code for a protein of 298 amino acids. The record is from RefSeq and is a predicted model, not a curated record. The transcript is spliced from 2 exons.
CGUUCUGCAGUAGAGAAACUUCAAGUGAACUCGGCCUAUCCGAAGCUUAGAAUGGGAAAAAUCAUUACGAUUCCCUCGGAUACAACCGUUCAGGGCGCUUUAGAAACGAUGUUAGAGAACAAACUCCGAAGUGUUAUUUCAUUUAAGGAUGUCAAUGAUCCGAAGAGCAUAUGCUGUAUUGAGAUGAGCGAUAUUUUAAAGAUUAUAUUAGAUCUUUACUCUGAGAGCGAUAUGUACAUCGAGAAAGACUUUAUGUACAUCUUGCGGAACUCAGAUCACUCUUCUUUGAGGAAGUUGCGCGCUAUUGACGUCUCGAACAUCGCGGGCAAUGCUUCGUUUGCGGUGGUACAAGAGGGCUCAUCUAUUCUGAGCGUUGCUUCUAUCAUGGGUACCAGGGGCGUUCGGCGCGUGUUGGUCAUUAACGACGCAGGUGUGCUAGUGAACAUAAUUACUCAGAGUUCUGUGCUCGAGCUGUUGAUGGAGAAUCGUCAGGAGCUGGGCCCUAAAUUAGAUCAGACGCUGUUUCAGCUAGGAUGUGGUGGGAAGCCCGUUAUUUCCAUCAAGGCGGGCGAAUCCACUAUCGUGGGGUUCAGGAAAAUUGUCGACAAUCGCUUCACCGCGGUAGCCGUAGUUGACGACGAGACCGAGGAGCUGAUUGGGAGCAUCAGUCUUCGCGAUAUUGAAUCACUGGUCCAUUUGAAACAAAGAAUCAAAAUUUUGUACGAACGCGCCGAUAUGUUUAUUCGAGAAAAUUCGAACCACGCACAAGGGCAAGGUGUCUCCUGCACACCUCUAAGCACCAUGAGAGAAGUUCUGGAGAAAAUGCACGCGUCGGACUCCAGAAGGUUGUGGAUCUGCAACAAAAAAAAAGUGCCUAUCGGUGUGGUAACAAUCACUGAUAUCAUCGAACUUAUAUCUCCAGACAACAAUUCAGCGGAAAACGUAUAAUAAACGCUUCUUUAAUUUUCA